UUGAACAUGGCAACUUUAGAGAAGAAGAUAAAAAUGUUACGCUUUUUAAAGAGAUUUCAGUACAUCAUUUUCUUUACAGUGUGUGCUGGAAUCUUGCUGGUACAGAUAGCAUCGUGUUUUGCAAAGUAUUUGGAGGAGCCCUCAUAUAUUUCAAGUUUUAUAGCUGAUCAGCAAAGGGCGGAGUUCCCUGAGAUUACACUGUGCAGUGAGGGUGGUGGAUACAAAUCCAAUAUUUUGUUGGAAAAUGGGUUUUUAAGCUCAUCGGAUUACUCAGCAACUGGAAACCACACUUGGCAUAGUACUAACACUACAGUAACUCCUCAGGAAUUGUUUGAAUCUGCAACCUUUUCAGCUGAAGAUAUGAUUGAGAAGAUGUUGGUCAGAACUGUUAGGAAGGAAGAAAUUUCAAGAUAA
Molecule: messenger RNA, 414 nt
Organism: Eurytemora carolleeae
Lineage: Eukaryota; Metazoa; Arthropoda; Copepoda; Calanoida; Temoridae
Exons: 6
Coding region: 7-414 (135 amino acids)
Biological process (GO): sodium ion transport
Cellular component (GO): membrane
Molecular function (GO): sodium channel activity
Source: RefSeq, a predicted model, not a curated record